AUGCAUCAUCUAGUUGACGAUCGUUUCAUCGACACAAGUUGUCUACCUGUCUGUAAAGACUUUUACAAUCUUUGUUCAGCCCUACUUUACAGAGACAACAGUUUUACUUUCACUACAUAUAAAUCCAACAUUCAAUCUUUGGGUGUUGACAGCGGGUGCAUGUUAGAUGGAAAUAAACCCAGAAAACGAUAUCAGAAUGUGAAAUUUGAGAAGUCUGAUCCAAAUUUCCUUUCUCUCGAUGAUUGGAAUCAUGAAAUUGGCAAAGGCAUUUCCCAAAUUCAGGAUCCUUCCACGGUAGACCGAAUGAGUUGGCUGUACUACGACCCAUUUCUUCGAUUUCUUCAAACUAUAGGUUUGAAAAAUGCAGCGCUUUUGAAAACAAUUCAUUUUACUGGGAUGAUCAGGACCACUGUAAACCCUUUGAUUAGAGGUCAUAAUGUCUCUCCCCAGCCAGAUGAUAUGCGAAUGAGCUUACAAAUUUGCGUCAAAUUUAUCAACCAAUUUUGCCCAGGAAUGCAACAAAUCACCUUGAACAUUCAUCCAGAUGAAAAUAAAUAUUGGAGUUUCGAAGUGGACUUAGUUUCACUCUUGGGAGAUCACAUCAGAGAGCUGAAGACUGUCAAGACUUUGAUAUUACGUACUGUUUCUAUGAGUGAGCCUGAGAAGUACGUUCUCAUGAAAUUUGCCCUUGCAACAGAGACAAUGCAGUGGUUUGCGGACAGGUCGGCGAGAAGAGCAGCUGAGAAUCGGAGACUCGCAAGAUAUAUGUUUUAG
Botrytis byssoidea is the source of this 774-nucleotide messenger RNA. RefSeq lists its product as uncharacterized. The transcript has a single exon. The coding region runs from base 1 to 774 and encodes 257 amino acids. NCBI's taxonomy places the organism in Eukaryota, Fungi, Ascomycota, Leotiomycetes, Helotiales, Sclerotiniaceae. The record is from RefSeq and is a predicted model, not a curated record.